AUGGCUGCCAGGUAAGGUUUUGUGAAUAAAUCAGGGUUUUCUUAUAGAUUUUUGAAGAAAAAUCGAUUUUAAAGUAUUGUUUUGUGAAGAAUUCUUAUAAAUUUUAAUCACAACUUAGUUAAAAUCAAAAAUAUAUUGUAAUAUACGUUGUAAUACACAUGCCACUUUCUUGUUAAUAAAAUGUAAUGUUUUAGAGAUUUGUCUGAAAUGUCCUUGGACGAUAUCAUCAAGAAGAACCGCUCCCAGAAGUCUGGUGGAGCUCGUCGUGCCAGUACCGGUACUGGUCGCAACCCUCGUCGUGUUGGUGGAGCUAGUCCAAUUAAGAAGGUACGCCAAGUUUCUACAUUUCUACCGUACACUCCUGUAUUUGGUCCCUUGUGAAAUAUACCCCCAAUUUGACUGACUGAGAAAGGAAUUUCGACCGGAAUUUUCUAACUACAUACAGUAACGGACAGUUUGAAUACUGUACUUCGUAGUUAAUGGUAGUACCGUACUACUGGUACGAUAACAAGUGACAGACAAUGUCAUACUUAACUUGUGGCUAGAAGUUACAGUAUGAAGGUUUGAGAUGUUAUAGUAUGCAAAUGAGAGAAGUUACAGUAUGGAGGUUGCGGUAUUCAAGUUUAUAGUACAAUGUAAUGUGCUUUUCACUUGAUUACCGUAACAGUUUGAAAGUAUUGGCGAUGGUUCAAAAACCUUUAUGGACAUUUUGGAAUGGUCUACUUAUUGUCUACUAAAUAUGUCAUCGGUUUUUGGGUUUUAUUGAGGUUUAGAUAUUGUAAUAGUUAACUUUUAAUGGGAUCUUCAGAGAAACUCCAACCCCAAGAAGUGGGACAACGACAAGUUCUUCGAAGUCUACAACAAGCGGUCGUCUGGAGGACCGUCUCAAGGAGGAAAAGCUGUCUGCCGAAUCUCCAACAUUCCUUACAACGUAACUCAAUCUGAAUUAGAGGUAAAUUUUGACUUUUUACUUUAGUUUUAGACAAAUUACUAAAAAGAAAGAAAUAAAGCUACCAAUUUUACUUUACAUUUAUUAAUUUUAACUAUUUCAGACCUUGUUCCAAAAGUACAGACUCUCCAAGGUCACUUUGCACUACGACUUCAAAGGACGGUCCCUUGGCACAGCCGAACUCCACGGAAAGCCAGAUGCCAUCCAGAGGGUAAAGAAGGACUUUACAGGUGUGGAGAUCGAUGGUAGAGCAGUGGAGUUGAGUGUGGUUGGUGCUGGUGGUUCUCCAUCAUUCUCACGAAGAGUGUCUCGUCCAGGAAGUGGUCCAGCCCGUCGCAGUGGUCCACCAAGAAGGAAUGGUCCAGGCGGAAAGGGCGGUCCCAAGAAGACUCAGAAGCCAAAAAUGACGGCCGAAGACUUGGACAAGGAAUUGGACGAGUACAUGAAGAACACGAACAAAAUGGAAUCUUAG
Molecule: messenger RNA, 1421 nt
Organism: Bursaphelenchus okinawaensis
Lineage: Eukaryota; Metazoa; Nematoda; Chromadorea; Rhabditida; Aphelenchoididae
Source: the annotation of a GenBank genome assembly